Molecule: messenger RNA, 1042 nt
Organism: Tauraco erythrolophus (red-crested turaco)
Lineage: Eukaryota; Metazoa; Chordata; Aves; Musophagiformes; Musophagidae
Source: RefSeq, a predicted model, not a curated record
AUGUUCAAACCAAGCAGUGUUGUGGGUCUGCGGGUGUGUGUCCACCGAACCCUUAACGAGGCUAAUCCCACGGCAGCACAUUCCAAGCAGCUAAUGGGUGCAAGGGCUUUGCUUGCUCCCACAUCUCUGCUCUGCGGAUGGGCUGAGCGCCUCGUUCGGGGGCACUCGCGGACGUGUUACUCGCCAUGGCCGGCAGCAGGGAAACGUGGACGGCAGAGUUUGCUCCGGGACGGACUUAAACACCGAGCACAGAAAUCAUGGAUAGAAAGAGCAUUUUACAAGAGAGAAUGUGUUCAUAUCAUACCCAGCACCAAAGACCCCCAUAGGUGUUGCUGUGGGCGUCUAAUAGGUCAACAUGUUGGACUGACUCCAAGCAUCUCCGUUAUUCAGAAUGAGAAAAAUGAAAGCAGGCUUACUCGCAAUGACAUCCAGUCGGAGAAGUGGUCCAUCAGCAAGCACACGCAGCUCAGCCCGACAGACGCUUUUGGAACCAUUGAGUUCCAAGGAGGAGGCCACUCCAAUAAAGCCAUGUAUGUACGUGUGUCUUUUGACACAAAGCCUGAUCUUCUUCUGCAUCUGAUGACCAAAGAGUGGCAGCUUGAGCUCCCUAAACUUCUCAUCUCCGUGCACGGGGGCCUUCAGAAUUUUGAACUUCAGCCAAAACUCAAGCAAGUCUUUGGAAAAGGCCUCAUUAAGGCUGCUAUGACAACUGGAGCGUGGAUAUUCACUGGAGGAGUAAACACAGGAGUCAUUCGGCAUGUUGGAGAUGCACUGAAAGAUCAUGCCUCCAAAUCUCGAGGGAAGAUCUGCACCAUUGGUAUAGCUCCCUGGGGGAUUGUGGAGAAUCAAGAAGAUCUGAUUGGCAAAGAUGUGGUCCGACCAUACCAGACGAUGUCCAAUCCCAUGAGUAAGUUGACAGUGCUCAACAGUAUGCAUUCUCAUUUUAUUUUGGCUGACAAUGGCACUACUGGUAAAUAUGGAGCAGAGGUGAAACUUCGUAGACAGCUGGAAAAGCACAUUUCACUUCAGAAGAUAAAUACAA